AUGUCUGAUGCGGCGGAGCGAAAGGAGGGUGAGGAGAAAAAAGUGCAAAUAAGGCCACAAGUAGCACUUGCAGUUGAUGUCUUGGAAAGUGUGCGAAAGGCAUUUGUAUUCUAUCAGAGUUGGAACAAACUGAGCCAAAUGAUACCAAAGAGAACACUGUACAGUAAGAAGUAUGGAGUGGACCUCAUCAGGUACACACAUGCUGCCAACACUGUCGUGUACAGCUCCAACAAAAUAGAUGAUACAAUCCGAUACCUCUCCCUGCAUGACAACAAAUAUAUUCGCUAUUUCCCGGGGCAUACAAAAAGAGUUGUUGCUCUUUCAAUGUCUCCAGUGGAUGACACUUUCAUUUCUGGAUCCCUUGAUAAAACUAUUCGACUUUGGGAUCUCCGCUCUCCAAAUUGCCAGGGUUUAAUGCAUCUCCAGGGGAAGCCUGUGUGUUCUUUUGACCCAGAAGGGUUGAUUUUUGCUGCUGGAGUCAAUUCUGAAAUGGUGAAGCUUUAUGAUCUCCGUUCUUUUGACAAAGGGCCAUUUGCUACGUUUAAGAUGCAGUAUGAUCGAACUUGUGAGUGGACAGGCCUGAAGUUCAGUAACGAUGGCAAACUCAUCCUCAUAUCAACUAAUGGAGGGUUCAUUCGGCUGAUUGAUGCUUUUAAAGGAGCUGUCCUGCAUACAUUUGGGGGUUAUAACAAUAGUAAGGCUGUCACACUGGAGGCAUCAUUCACACCAGACUCUCAGUUCAUCAUGAUAGGUUCAGAGGAUGGGAAGAUUCACGUUUGGAAUGGGGAGAGUGGGAUGAAGGUGGCUGUGCUGGAUGGGAAACACACAGGCCCUAUAACUUGUCUGCAGUUCAAUCCAAAAUUCAUGACGUUUGCUAGCGCAUGUUCCAAUAUGGCCUUCUGGUUGCCAACUAUCGACGACUAAUUCCUACACUGCAGCUGCUGGCAGAUGACUUCCAUACUGCUAACAGCAGCACAUCACUGCAAGCAUAAUAUUGGAAUUGCCUGAGUCUCCUAGACUGCAUUCCUGUUCUUGAGUAUGUUUCCAUAUGUCUUACCUUGAUUUGCCGCAUUCCUUUGCAAGGACUCCUCUACUCGGCCUCCCAGCAUGUUCAAAAGCAGCAUGCUACACGACCUUACCUUCCAGUCCGUGCCCAGCAGGCUUCAGCUGAAGUUGGAACUGACACAGUAUUAUUUCUAAGAGCAAUGAAGUCUGUUUUAUUUACAAAAUGUUUGUGGCAUUUUUUUUAAGCUGUAAUUGUGUGUUUUCCUUCUGUAAGUGCACAAGGCUAUUGAUCUUCCAAGGUGGAAUGUGCAGUUCCUUCUUAUAAGUGCAAGUUUUUCACAUCUGGGAUCUCUGGUUCCACUGCAGUCCACAGAUGGGAAGUUACUUCUGUGCCAAAUGUGAACACUGACAGUUUUCAACUUACACAGCAGAUACUGGAUUCUCUUGCAGUGGAACAUGCACCAGAAGAGUGGGUGACUGUAAAUAUAUAUGAUACAACUUGUCAUCCUUUCAUUUGGUGAUUUAGUGUGCAACAAACCAUACAGGUUUUGUCCACUGCCAGAGCUUGCCAAAGCCUCCUUGCUGUUUGCUGUACCAGCAUCCUGGAGGGCACAGACAGUGCUGAUGAGGUCCGGCUGGUGUCCCAAGCAAUAAAGGAGUCUGUCAGCAGGAAGGUGGAGAAACCAAACUGAGACUUAAAAGCACAGAUUGCCUGUGCAUCUUCCUUAUGUAUCAUCUUGCCUGUUCCUAUUUGUAAUUACCUGGGGGAGGGGAGGGCAGUGGAAAUGGGCCAUAUUUUUUUACUUUUAGAUAUUAAAGAAAAUGAUGUGG
This is a messenger RNA of Nestor notabilis (Kea), 1836 nucleotides long. RefSeq names its product WD repeat domain 82 (gene WDR82). The transcript has 10 exons. The record is from RefSeq and is a predicted model, not a curated record. Gene Ontology annotation, cellular component: Set1C/COMPASS complex. Gene Ontology annotation, molecular function: chromatin binding; protein binding. The coding region runs from base 1 to 924 and encodes 307 amino acids. Lineage: Eukaryota; Metazoa; Chordata; Aves; Psittaciformes; Psittacidae.